This is a messenger RNA of Nicotiana tabacum (common tobacco), 1167 nucleotides long. The record is from RefSeq and is a predicted model, not a curated record. Lineage: Eukaryota; Viridiplantae; Streptophyta; Magnoliopsida; Solanales; Solanaceae.
AGAAAGACUUAAUAGAGAACACUUUGUUAUUCCCCAAAUUCCACCUGAUAGUAUCAUGGCUAUCUGAUAACGUACCUUGAAGUAAAGCUAGCAAUCUUUGGAACUCAGUCACCUCCCAAUUGUGAAAAUCCCUUCUGAAUUUCAAAUCCCAAAAAACGUUUUCACCUUGUACCCCCGAAUUUGUUGGACCGUCAGCCUCUUUUAACAUGAAACCCUUUAAAUGCUCGGGACUUCCGCUUUCAACAUGUUAUCCCCACACCAUUUAUGCCCCCAAACACUAACACUCCCCCCAUCACCUAUCCCGAGUGCCACUAAAUUCGACACAGACCUUCAUAAUAUUCCUUCAUAACCCACACCCAUAAGGCAUAUUGACAUCUUUAGUUCUCUUUAAGAACUUUUAGUGGCUUCAUGAACAAUGCCAGAUAAUCAAUUUCACUUACUUCUGCUCAUUGAUCCAUUUAUUGCUGCUAUAAACAACAUAAGGGUAGUCAGUUUCACCUUGUUGUGUCUUUUUUCUCUAUGUAUUGACUGAUUUUUUGGGACGUUUCAAUUGUUUUUUCAACUCUUUCUUAUUUGUCUGCUUACGUGCUGAGGCCAUUAUGAAUUAUUUUAUCUUCACUUCCCUUAGCAUUUCCAGAGUUGCAUGCUUGACAUACUCCAUAUUCUUUUACUUGACAUGCUCCAUAUGUUCUUCGAACUCUUCAUCACACUAAUAUUUUACUGAUGAAUUUUUAUUUCUUUUUCAAUGUAGAGGGAGAUGGAGCAGAGUCUUAACCUUGAUGUUAAUAUCAAAGAGAUUCCUAAACCAGUGGAUUGGGAAAAGCACAUACUUCAGGGCUCAGAAGAUUGGAGACGGCAGAAGGUGGUAUCUGAAUUGUUUGAAGAGCGUCAAAUAUGGGUCAAAGAGUCAUUAGCUGAGCGCUUGCGUGAUGGGGGUCUGAAGCUUGGAGAGAGCAGGAUCAAAAGGCUUCUCUUUAGAGUAGCAUAUUACUUUUCGAGUGGGCCUUUCCGUAGAUUCUGGAUAAGGAAAGGUUAUGAUCCUCGGAAGGAUCCUGAAUCCCGCAUAUACCAGAAUAUUGAUUUCCGAGUGCUCCCUGAAUUACGAAGCUACUGUGAGAGUCAUGCGUCUUCUGGGCAAUGAUCAGGAUGGUAUUACUAAGUUGAAGC